GCCAUGCUUACAGAAAGUGUGAGGUGAACGGUUCCUGGGUGUUUAUGGAGAGCUUGAACAGAACUUGGGCAAACUACUCUGAGUGCCUAGGCUUCCUCCAGCCAAUUGACGAGGAAGGGAAGCACAACUUCUUUGAGAGGCUUUACAUCAUGUAUACCAUUGGCUAUGCUGUGUCCUUCAGCUCUCUACUGGUGGCCAUCCUCAUCAUUGGGUACUUCAGACGUCUUCACUGCACCAGAAACUACAUCCACAUGCACCUGUUUGUUUCCUUCAUGUUACGGGCGGUCAGCAUAUUUGUAAAGGACAAGGUGGUCCAUGCCAGUGCCGGUUUGCAGGACUUUGAUUCUACUCUGAUGGACAACUUCAAAAGUGUUAGCAUGGCACCGCUGGACAAGUCUCAGUAUAUUGGCUGCAAGGUGACGGUGCUGCUGUUCAUCUACUUCCUGGCUACUAACUACUACUGGAUCCUGGUGGAGGGGCUCUACCUUCACAGCCUUAUUUUCAUGGCCUUCCUCUCAGACUCUAAAUACCUGUGGGGAUUCACCCUCAUUGGAUGGGGUGUUCCAGCUCUCUUUGUGUCUGCAUGGGCUGUUGUCAGGGCUACACUGGCAGAUGCGAGGUGUUGGGAGUUGAGUGCAGGUAAUAUUAAGUGGAUCUACCAGGUCCCCAUUCUGACAGCCAUCGGGCUCAACUUUAUCUUGUUCGUGAAUAUUGUGCGAGUGUUGGCCACCAAGAUCAGAGAGACGAAUGCAGGAAGAUACGACACCAGGAAACAGUACAGGAAGCUUGCCAAGUCCACCUUUGUGCUGGUUCUGGUGUUCGGGGUCCACUACAUCAUCUUUGUGGGAUUGCCACACACAUUCAAAGGACCAAGCUGGGAGGUCCGCAUGUAUUGCGAACUCUUCUUUAACUCUUUCCAGGGCUUCUUUGUAUCUAUCAUAUACUGCUACUGCAAUGGAGAGGUCCAAUCAGAAAUAAAGAAAACAUGGACUCGAUGGAACCUGGCAUUUGACUGGAAGGGCACGGUGGUCUGCGGUCACUUCCAUUAUGGUUCUGUCCUCACUGGUCUGAACAACAACAGCACCAGCAACCAAUCCCAUUUAGCAGGCGGUGGGGUAGCCACCCGCUCCACCACGCUCAUCUCCAGCCGUGUCUACAGGAGCUCAGUCACAGCCAUGGUCAACACACACCCCACCCUGCCUGGAUAUGUGAUUUGUAACUCAGACCCCGACAGUCUCCACCCUUCCAUACCAGAGGAACUGGAGGAUAGUGGACCCAAGCAAGUGGAUGACAUUUCCCUCAAGGAAACUCUGCCUGUUCUCAACACCAGUACCACGGCAGAAGAGGAUGAGGAAACACUGUAGAGGUUCUUAUAGCACUAGGC
Messenger RNA from Lampris incognitus (smalleye Pacific opah), 1384 nucleotides. It is a transcript of the gene pth2ra, whose product is annotated as parathyroid hormone 2 receptor a. The transcript has 10 exons. NCBI's taxonomy places the organism in Eukaryota, Metazoa, Chordata, Actinopteri, Lampriformes, Lampridae. Gene Ontology annotation, molecular function: G protein-coupled peptide receptor activity; parathyroid hormone receptor activity; peptide hormone binding. Gene Ontology annotation, cellular component: plasma membrane. The record is from RefSeq and is a predicted model, not a curated record. The coding region runs from base 45 to 1364 and encodes 439 amino acids. Gene Ontology annotation, biological process: cell surface receptor signaling pathway; adenylate cyclase-modulating G protein-coupled receptor signaling pathway.